This is a messenger RNA of Micromonas commoda, 1197 nucleotides long. RefSeq lists its product with no specific name. Gene Ontology annotation, molecular function: protein binding. The record is from RefSeq and is a predicted model, not a curated record. The transcript has a single exon. NCBI's taxonomy places the organism in Eukaryota, Viridiplantae, Chlorophyta, Mamiellophyceae, Mamiellales, Mamiellaceae. Bases 1 to 1197 code for a protein of 398 amino acids.
AUGGGCUGCGCGGUGAGCGUCCCGGUUUCGGGGCUUCCCGAGCGCGCCGGCGCCCGCGCGGGGCGUCGUUCACGCCAGAGACCGCUUACCAAGGCUGAACGGCUCGCCCUGGAGGAGCGAAGACGCGAGGCUCGCCUCAAGGAGGACGCCGACCGGCACUUCUUCAACGCGACGUUCCACUACCAUCACGGCGGAUGGGAGGAAGCCGCGCGGCUGUGCACGCUCGCCAGGGAGCAGUGGCCCGCGCACAAGCGCGCCAUAAUGCUCCGGUGCGAGGCGUGGAUCAAGCUUCAGCAGUGGGACGCCGCCAUGGAAGACGCGGACGCGUGCAUCGCGAUGGGACACCGCGAGGGGCACAGGGUCCGGGGCGCGGCGCACCUCGCGAGGGGAUCGCCGCGCGACGCCGUCGCCGACCUCAACAUCGCGCUGCGCAUCGAGCCGUCCGAUCGCAAGGCGUGGCGCCUUCGAAGCAAGGCGCACGAGGCGCUGGGUAACGCGCGCAGGGCGGCGGAGGACGCCGCGGAGGCUGAGCGGAAGGACGAAGACGCAGACGCCGGGUUGUGCGUCGUUUGCAUCGACGCGCCCCGAGCCACGCGUCUAAACCCGUGCGACCACAACGCGCUGUGCGCCGAGUGCGCCAGGGAGUGCCAGCGGCACCACGGCGUGUGCCCGAUAUGCAACGCGCGGAUCAAGGCGAUAGAGUACGGAUCGUUCAUGGGCACGUUCGCGCCGGCGAGCGAGGACGACGUCCUGUCGAACGACAGGCUGGCGUCGGCGAUCAAAAAGGCGAGGGACGAGAGCGCGAUGUGCGCCACCCUGAACCCCAUCGGCGAGCUCGGGUCGCCUUCUAGCAGCGGCGACGGCGACGGGGAGAUUCGACCCGUCACCCCCGACGUCGACGACGGUUCGGGUCUCCCCGAUUACGCCGCGUACGAAGUCGGCGGCGACAUGAGCGACGAGGACGUAGGCGGGGGUUUAGGCGGCGUGUCCGACUCGGAGCCCGGGACGCCGGACCUGAACAUCGCGGGGUUUGGGCACACGCAGGAGAUCGCGUCGCCGACGCCCAUGGGGGACAGGGCGCAGCAGCUCCUGGUGUACGACUCGGAGGAGGAGGAGCCCCCGCCGGUGAUCGGAGGUGACGGCGGCGGAGCCCGGAGCCGCGUCGUCGGCGACGGGGCGGAGCCGGGUACGCCGUGA